Pelagomonas calceolata is the source of this 1016-nucleotide messenger RNA. The record is from the annotation of a GenBank genome assembly. Lineage: Eukaryota; Pelagophyceae; Pelagomonadales; Pelagomonadaceae.
CAAGCGCUAGACGCGCAAAACGCAGCAAACGAGGGAGCCGAGUAACUCAUCAGCAAUCCCAGGCACCGAUUUUGUGGCGUCCACGAAGAGAGCGCGAAAACCGGCAUCCAGACGGCACUUUUGGGAGACCACCUCCAGUCUGCUGGACUCUUACACGACUCUACACGACAUUACAAUACACCAUGUCAGGCUACAUCGGCGUAGGCAGCCUUAGCUCACCGCCACCGAGACAAGGAGACCCGAGGAACCAGCACCUCGUGUCUGGCGACGAGAUCAUGCGCCGAGCGCGCAGCUCGCUCCCGAACCCGCCUGCUGGCCAGCAGUGGAUCCGCGUAAACAACGACUGGCAGCUCGUCAGCACGCCGGACGAUGCCGACGCGCCGGCGCCGGCGCCAGAGCCCAGCGCGCCCCGCGAGCACGUCGUCUUGCCGAGCGACACGCUGCAGGGCCUCUGCCUCCGCUACAAAACAACAGCGCGCAAGCUCAAGCAGGCGAACCCGUCGCUGGACCUGGGCAACUCGUCGCUCCGCGGCGUCGCCGUGCUGCGCAUUCCGGGCUCGGGGCCCGCGCAGCCGGUGACCGAGGAGGUGCAGAUGGCGAGUCUGCGCGCCGCCGUGCCGUCGCUGUCGGCGGCCGAGGCGCGGUUCUACCUGUCGGUGGAGGCGACCGUCGAGGGAGCCGUCGCGAGAGCCCGCGCGGACGCCGCCUGGGAACGCGGCCGAGGCGACUGGGCGACCGCCCCCCAGCCGGAUCGCGGCGUCGAGGCAGCCGUCGCGAGCGCCGAGGCGUUCAUCCGCCAGGCGCAACAGCCGGCCGUCGCCGUGCCGGUCGCCGACGCCGUCGUCGUCGAGGCCGUGCCCGUGGCGUCCCACGAGCCGGCCCGGUCGAACAUAUCUAGACAAAGGGACGUGUCGCUGUUGUAAGUCGGCCGGCCCGCGGCCGGCGCACCCCAAACCCCUACCGUUUGAAGCCCUGUUUUGCGUGAAUUUUAGUCACUACCCUAAGUAUGUUCGUAG